ACCUACUGUUCUCUCUAUGUUCUUAACUUCUUAAGUUGGCUUAGCUAUUUGUUGUGAAACAGUACCAUUUUCAUUUGACCUUUUUUUUUAAAUUAUAGAAAUUCAAGAUAUUUUCUGAACAAAGAUAUUUAUUUAAUGCUAAGUUACUCCAGUUCAUUAUGUCAUUUUGUGUAUUAAUCAGCAUCUGCAGUUUGUUGUCUCUGCCUUUUUAUUUACAGACCAAUACAUUUCAAUGCAUAUUGACUACAGAUGGGAUUUUCUCCUUUGCUUUGUUAAAAUAUUCUGCAAUGCUCUGGCUUCCUGGUCAGAGAUUAUUUCACAGAGCAUUAAUGGGCUACACAAAUGGAAAAGGAAUAUUUUACAAUGACCCACAAACACAAAAAAAUAAUACCUAUGCGUCAAAAGGAAGGUACAGGCCUGAUCAAACAAUUGGAAACACAGGACUUCGUGGACAAUGGGCUUAUCGAUUGGACCUUCAAAACACUGGCAAAUACAGUACUAACUACCAGCAGAAGUGUUGGCAUUGGCAUCUAAAUGAACCAAAUCCUUCUGCCUGGAAUACCAAUAUACAUUCAUGUCCUUGCCAUUUGACACAAGCGAAGGAAGACAACCGUUUUAUACCUGAAAUUAUGUUAUUCAAUCAUUUGACUGAACAGAAGCUUGAGGAUAACAAGAUUACAUUUCAAUCUGCAUUACCUAAUCGAUUCACAGCUGGCCGAAGAUGCACCUACAGUUCAGGAUAUUUAAUUGCGGGCAUAACUGACCGUUACUUUAUUUAUUCUAAAGAAGCAACAACGAUAGAGGACCACAUGAAGGGGGACUUGGAACCUUUUGAAUGGUGUUGCCGAAAAUCUUCCUUAUGUAAUUUAUUCUAUGAAAAGCGACCUGUUGAUAAAUGUGAAAAUUAUACUUCAUUGGGUUUGGGUCAGGUUUAUGGAACUCUGCAUAUGAAAACAUUUGAUGGAGUUGAAUACAUAUUUCAUGGACUUGGAGAAUACGUCAUUGUCAGGCUGUCAUCGCCCAAAGGGAAUAACAUCUUUACUCUUCAAGGCCAAAGUAACCUAAUGAUCAAGAAUAGCACCUUUAAUACUCCUGUGAUCUUUGAAAAGUUGGCUGCCUUUUAUCAAGGGAUGGUAAUGAUGAAAGUAGAGUGGGCGUGUUCAAAGUCCGAAAAUGAACUUUCUGUUGCAGUUAAUGAUAAAGACAUCAUAUUAAAUAAGGCUGAAGAUUUAGAAGUAUACCGUUUCAGUCAGAACCAAUUGGCAUUGGUGUGUCAAAAGGGGAUCAGAUGCUCUGCAAUUUAUUUUUCUGGACUACAAGUAACGGUAGAAUUAGCCAUAGGUGGCUUUCUUCAGGCAACAGUCUACUUACCACAUUCUUUCUACAAGAGAACCCUCGGUCUACUUGGCUUGUGGAGCAGUACAGCAGCAGACGAGUUUUUGUUCCCAAACGGAGACCAUCUUAAGUUUCGUGCUGGCAGCUUUCCCACUGAAGAGGAAAUAUAUAAGUUUCAACAGUCCUGGCUUGUCCCACCACCAGAGAGUCUUUUUCCUUCACGCCAGCCUUUGAAAAUGUGGAAAACAUUUAAGCCAACAUUCUCAUCAGUACUCCUCGCAACUACGGAUGAUAAACUAUUGAAUGAUAUCAACAGGACCUGUUCGAGCAAUCCUGCAUGUGUUUAUGAUAUCCUUGUCACUAAUAAUACAAAUGUUGGGUUGCAAACCAAGAAUUACAUCAUAAAGUAUGAGAAAUCCACAGUGAUUUUUGGUAACAUGCCUCCGACUUUCAUUGGUCCCCGUUUAAUCCAAGUUAAAGUUAAUAGAACAACAAAGGUUCAGUUUACAGCUAAAGACCCCAACAAUGAUAAAGUCAGCUUUGCGUUAGUACCGCCUAUUCCUGAUGGAGCAUCAAUAAGCUCAGCCACAGGUCUACUGACCUGGACUCCACAGAACAUCAAACCCGUCCAGUUAACCAUUCAAGUGAAUGAUGACUUUAGUGGAUCAUUUAUGAUUCUCUCUAUCCUCAUGUGCAACUGCAUGAAUAAUGGUGAAUGUGAUUACAAUACCACCACACAGACCUACUUGCAGGGGAAAUUCCAGGUUGUUGGUUGUUUAUGCCCAGAGAUGUUUACAGGAGAGUUCUGCUCAGAUGUUCAGGAUCAUUGUAAAGGCCAUCCUUGCUUCCCAGGCUUGAAAUGUACAAACCAAAUAGGUCUACACAUUUUUCAAUGUGAUAGAUGCCCUUCUGCAACAAUUCCAAACGGUAAAGAGGGAUACAAAUGUUUCCGAAAUGGUGAGAAUUGAUUAAAAUAUGAUUUUGUGCUGACUUCAUUAGGUUAAAAUUAAAUCAGCUUUCCAGAGCAAAAUUUAAAGGGAAAUGUAAUAAAUUGGCCAUUAAUGAGAGUACCUAUCU
Leucoraja erinaceus (little skate) is the source of this 2412-nucleotide messenger RNA. Its product is annotated as mucin-4-like. The transcript is spliced from 9 exons. Gene Ontology annotation, cellular component: membrane. Bases 159 to 2303 code for a protein of 714 amino acids. NCBI's taxonomy places the organism in Eukaryota, Metazoa, Chordata, Chondrichthyes, Rajiformes, Rajidae. Gene Ontology annotation, biological process: cell-matrix adhesion. The record is from RefSeq and is a predicted model, not a curated record. Gene Ontology annotation, molecular function: calcium ion binding.